Brassica oleracea var. oleracea is the source of this 3575-nucleotide messenger RNA. RefSeq names its product probable leucine-rich repeat receptor-like protein kinase At5g63930. Gene Ontology annotation, molecular function: protein kinase activity; ATP binding; protein binding. Gene Ontology annotation, cellular component: plasma membrane. The coding region runs from base 140 to 3412 and encodes 1090 amino acids. The record is from RefSeq and is a predicted model, not a curated record. Lineage: Eukaryota; Viridiplantae; Streptophyta; Magnoliopsida; Brassicales; Brassicaceae. The transcript is spliced from 2 exons. Gene Ontology annotation, biological process: protein phosphorylation.
GAUCCAUGGUUUCUUCUUUCCAGUAUUCUAGUUGUGCUCGUAUGAAUUGGGUUUUUUUUUUUUAUAGUCUUAUGGUAUAAUAACAUCUUGUUUGAUGUCUUGUAAGGAUGAUUUAAUGGAUGAAUGAAUCGUCAAGGAGAUGAUGAGGAAGCUUACUGUUUUUGCCAUGUGUAUUCUCCUUCCUCUAACCCUUUGGAUCUCUGAGACAAGAGGGUUGAAUUUAGAAGGUCAAUAUCUUCUUGACAUCAAGAGCAAGUUUGUGGAUGAUUCGCAGAAUUUGAAAAACUGGAAUUCAAAUGAUUCUGUGCCUUGUGGAUGGACCGGUGUGAGGUGCAGCAACUACAACAAUCAAGAGGUUAUGUCACUGAAUCUUUCCUCCAUGGCUCUCUCCGGUAAUCUAUCACCAAGCAUAGGCAGAUUGGUUCAUCUGAAGGAUCUGGAUCUAUCAUAUAAUGGGUUAUCAGGGAAUAUUCCUAAAGAAUUUGGGAACUGUUUAAGCUUGGUGAAUCUUAGAUUAAACAAUAACAUGUUUGGAGGGGAGGUACCAGUGGAAAUAGGAAAGCUUUUGUCUUUGGAGAAGCUGAUCAUAUACAACAACAGAUUCACAGGGUCUCUCCCUAUGGAGAUUGGGAACCUCUUGUCUCUCACUCAACUUGUGACUUACAGCAACAACAUCAGUGGAUCAUUGCCUCGUUCCAUCGGCAAGCUGAAGAAACUAACAAGCUUCCGAGCUGGUCAGAACAUGAUUUCUGGAAGUUUGCCUCCAGAGAUCGGUGGAUGUGAGAGCUUGGUCAUGCUUGGUCUUGCACAGAACCAGCUGAGUGGUGAAAUACCGAAAGAGAUUGGUAUGCUCAAGAAACUCUCACAGGUGAUUCUUUGGGAAAACCAGUUGUCAGGGUUGAUCCCAAAUGAAAUUACAAACUGCACAAGUUUGCAAACUCUUGCUCUCUACAAGAACCAGCUUGUCGGUCCUAUUCCUAAAGGACUCGGGAAUCUUGCGUCUUUGGAGUAUUUAUACCUUUACAGAAACAUGUUGAAUGGAACGAUACCGAGAGAGAUUGGGAAUCUCUCAAGUGCAGUUGAGAUAGAUUUCUCAGAGAACGGUUUGACAGGAGAGAUACCGUUGGAGUUUGGGAACAUACAAGGGCUUGAGCUUCUUUAUCUUUUUGAGAACCAGCUCGUAGGUACAAUCCCUGUGGAGCUUACUAGUUUGAAGAAUCUAACAAAGCUUGAUCUCUCCAUCAAUGCAUUGACUGGUCCUAUUCCUUUGGGGUUUCAGUAUUUAAGAAAGCUGUUCAUGCUGCAGCUGUUUCAGAACUCUCUCAGUGGGAUCAUACCGCCAAAACUCGGCGUCUACAGCAAUCUCUGGGUUCUUGAUCUGUCUGAUAAUCAUCUCAGAGGAAGAAUCCCAAGCUACCUAUGCCUUCAUUCCAAUAUGAUAAUCUUGAACUUGGGAGCAAACAACCUCUCUGGCAACAUCCCCACUAGCAUCACCACUUGCAAAACUCUGGUUCAACUCCGUCUAGCUGGUAACAGCCUCGUGGGCCGGUUCCCAUCGAACUUGUGUAAACUGGUUAAUCUCACAGCCAUUGAGUUGGGACAAAACAAAUUCCGUGGUUCAAUCCCCCGAGAAGUCGGAAACUGCAGAGCCUUGCAAAGGCUGCAGCUAGCAGACAAUGCCUUUACUGGGGAGCUCCCUAGAGAGAUUGGCACACUUAGAGAGCUUGGGACCUUGAAUCUCUCAUCUAAUAAGCUUACUGGAGAGAUCCCUUCUGAAAUCUUUAAAUGCAAGAUGCUUCAGCGACUUGACAUGUGCUGCAACAAUUUCUCUGGAACAUUGCCAAGCGACGUAGGCUCUCUUUAUCAGCUUGAGCUUCUGAAGCUCUCUAAUAACAAACUUUCGGGUACUAUACCUUUGGCUCUAGGGAAUUUGUCUCGUUUAACCGAGCUGCAAAUGGGCGGGAAUCUGCUCUAUGGUAGCAUUCCAAGAGAGUUUGGAAGUCUGACAGGUUUGCAGAUAGCACUGAACCUCAGUUUCAACAAGCUUACCGGAGAGAUACCUUCCCAGCUCAGUAAUGUUGUUAUGCUUGAGUUACUCCUCCUCAACAACAACGAUUUGUCUGGUGAAAUACCAAGCUCUUUUGCUAAUCUCUCCAGCUUGUUUGGUUACAAUUUCUCAUACAACAACUUGACUGGCCCUAUCCCGCUUCUCCGUAACAUGUCCAUUUCUAGCUUCAUUGGCAAUAAAGGUCUUUGUGGACCGCCGCUCGACCAAUGUAUCCAAACACAGCCUUCUUCUCCUUCUCAGUCAACCGCCAAGCGGAGAGGGAUCCGUACCAGCAAAAUCAUAGCCAUCACUGCAGCUGCAAUUGGUGGUGUCUCUCUUGCACUUAUCGUUCUCAUCGUCUACCUCAUCAGACGCCCGAUGACGACGACUGUGGCUACUUCUAUUCAAGAAGACGGGAAAUCGUCUGAAACCUCUCUGGACAUUUACUUCCCACCAAAGGAAGGAUUCACUUUUCAAGAUUUAGUUGCAGCCACGGAUAAUUUUGAUGAGAGCUUCGUAGUUGGAAGAGGAGCUUGUGGAACUGUCUACAAGGCGGUUCUUCCCGCAGGUUACACCCUUGCUGUCAAGAAGCUAGCAUCGAACCACGAAGGCGGCUGUGUCGAUAAUAGCUUUAGAGCAGAGAUUUUAACUCUUGGGAAUAUCAGGCACCGUAACAUUGUCAAGCUACAUGGAUUCUGCAAUCACCAAGGAUCAAAUCUGCUUCUGUAUGAGUACAUGCCCAGAGGAAGCCUUGGAGAAAUACUACACGAUCCUUCAGGAAAUUUGGAUUGGUCUAAAAGAUUUAAAAUCGCUCUUGGUGCAGCUCAGGGUCUUGCUUAUUUACACCAUGAUUGCAAGCCCAGAAUCUUUCACCGUGACAUAAAAUCAAAUAAUAUCCUGCUUGAUGACAACUUUGAAGCUCAUGUUGGUGAUUUUGGACUCGCUAAAGUGAUUGAUAUGCCCCAUUCAAAAUCCAUGUCAGCCAUUGCUGGAUCCUAUGGCUACAUUGCCCCAGAAUAUGCAUAUACCAUGAAAGUUACCGAGAAGUCUGACAUCUAUAGCUACGGGGUGGUUCUACUGGAGCUGCUAACCGGAAAAGCACCGGUUCAGCCGAUAGACCAAGGUGGGGAUGUGGUGAGUUGGGUAAGGAGUUACAUAAGAAGAGAUGCAUUGUCCUCUGGAGUUCUUGAUGCUCGGUUAAAGCUAGAAGACGAGAGAAUCGUCUCUCAUAUGCUCAAUGUGUUGAAGAUAGCAUUGCUUUGCACGAGUGUGUCUCCCGUCGCGAGGCCAUCGAUGCGACAAGUUGUCCUCAUGCUUAUUGAGUCAGAUAGACAGGAAGGAGACGAACACACGGAUACAGAUUGACACAGAUUACUACAUCAUGAUGCAAUACUGCCAAUACAUUGUUAUUGUAACUUCUUUUCACCUGAGGUAUUUUUUCUAUGUAAUCAUGCCGGAUAACUAUUGUAAAUUCUAUACACAGCUAUAUCUAAAGAUAUACCCCUUCGUGGAUUCUAGGAUUCCACCA